Molecule: messenger RNA, 1143 nt
Organism: Vigna unguiculata (cowpea)
Lineage: Eukaryota; Viridiplantae; Streptophyta; Magnoliopsida; Fabales; Fabaceae
Product: CASP-like protein 5C1
Cellular component (GO): membrane
Source: RefSeq, a predicted model, not a curated record
CUUUCCAUCAUGAUGAGGCUGGAGUGGAGAAGGCAAAAACGUUUCUGCUAUAAACACAAGAAGUAUUUAGCGGCACCGAAUGACGAAGUAGCCUAUGUGUCAACACCAUCAUCUUAAUUAAAGCAACAACAUUAUUGUUCAAUCAGCAGACAGAAAAAGUCUAUGCACAUAGUCCAAACUUGCACCUAACAUAAACUUGCCGGAAUUCUAUCUUGAAGUUUCUAUUUGGAAGAGAAAGGUUUUCGUUGUCAUAAAGGGCAACCCACGUGCUUAUUAGACAUUGGAUUUUCUUUCUUUUCUUCCUUGGCUUGUUUCAAUCUCCACAUAAGGGGAGAUAAGGGGCCACGAAUUUCAUAAAAGCUUGGGAGUUGUGAGAUCUUAUCUUUUUUAGAUGAUGUUUUUAUACCACUAGAAGGUUUCAGCUGAAAGAAGUAAACAAUGAUCACAAGACGAGUUUGGUUUGAUCUUGAAGAACAAAUAUGGUAGAAGAAUAUCGCAAGGAAAGAGGAAAGUCCAUAAUUUGUAUAUCGCAUGCACUGAGUUAAUGGAUGAAGUACCUGGCUCCUUGGGCACCAGUGCUAGCUUCAGUCUGAGAAUGGGCCAGACCAUGUUCUCAUCUGCUUCCCUUCUCUUCAUGUCUUUUGGGGUUGAAUUCUACAGCUACACAGCUUUCUGCUAUUUGGUGACAAUUAUGGGGUUGGUCAUUCCAUGGAGUUUCACAUUGGCACUAGUAGAUGGAUAUUCGGUUCUGCUCAAAUGCCCCAUUCGUCAACCAGGAAUUCUGUUGAUUAUUGUUGUGGGAGAUUGGGUACUAUCAACCCUCACACUAGCAGCAGCUAGCUCAACAGCUAGUGUUGUGGAUCUUCUGCUCAACACUCACGGCUCUUUUUGCCCUCCAAAGCUCUGCAGCAGGAGCAAAGUACACCUUGAGAAGUUGCAGUGAUAUACAGAACAAACAAACACAAUAAACAGUUAAAUUUGCGAAGUACAGCUUCAUCCUGAACUGAAACCAGAUCACAAAUAUGGUCUUUCUUCUUCAUUUACUUUUAUAAAAACACCUUUGUUGUUUCGGGGAAUGAUGCCAUCUAUAUUAAGUUCGAGAAAUUAUUAUGUGAUUGUCAACUACUAAAUGUUUAUGUCUCG